UUUAACCAUGGCCAGAACUGUUCUGCAGGUUCUCGUAUCUUUGUUCAAGAGAGCAUAUGGGAAAAGUUCUUGGACCAGUUCACAGAGCAGGCACGCGCGAUCAAGGUUGGUGAUCCUUUUUCACCCGACACGUACCGAGGGCCACAGGCGUCUAAGACUCAAUUUGAGCGCAUCAUGGGAUACAUAACCUCGGGCAAGAACGAUGGUGCUACCUUACACAUUGGUGGCAAGCAGAUUCGCCGAGAGGGAUACUUUAUCGAGCCAACAAUUUUCACGGAGUGCCAGCCCGACAUGAAGAUCGUCAGAGAAGAGAUAUUUGGUCCUAUCGUGUGCAUCAUGAAGUUCAACAUCGAAGAUGAGGUUGUUGAACAGGCUAAUGAUACGUCAUACGGACUUGCCACAUCAGUGUUCACCAAAGAUAUCGACAGAGCAAUUCGUGUUGCACACGCUCUCGAAGCCAGCGCUGCUUCGUUAUCUCAUCUCGCGCGUUCGUGGUGUAAUGACGCCUGGCAGAUAAAUUGCGCCAACCAGACUGAAAUAUCGAUGCCAUUUGGAGGCUUCAAGCAGUCAGAGAUAGGUCGUGAACUGAGCGAGUACGCUUUGGAAAAGUAA
Molecule: messenger RNA, 612 nt
Organism: Suillus discolor
Lineage: Eukaryota; Fungi; Basidiomycota; Agaricomycetes; Boletales; Suillaceae
Product: aldehyde dehydrogenase domain-containing protein
Exons: 3
Molecular function (GO): aldehyde dehydrogenase (NAD+) activity
Source: RefSeq, a predicted model, not a curated record